This is a messenger RNA of Moneuplotes crassus, 431 nucleotides long. The record is from the annotation of a GenBank genome assembly. Lineage: Eukaryota; Ciliophora; Spirotrichea; Euplotida; Euplotidae.
GAAAUCAUUCUAAGUUUGCAAGAAUUAUUUCCCCAAACUUGCAGAGGAUUAUAACAAAGACCUAGAGACUUCUCCAAGACUGAAAUACCGAGAGCAAGAGGAAUAUCUCUGAAAAACCUUCUCAUGUUAAGCCAAGAACAAAGUUUCCACCAAAGUACAGAUUGAUGAAUCUGCCAAUAAUUAUUAAUUUUUUGUUAAAUAUUGCCAUUAUGAAACUCUGGCAAACUGGGAUUAGAAAUUGAAGGCUCUAAGGCAGCCUCAGGAUAGUUCUAAUAAUGAUUGGGACCUCUCAUAGCUUCUACAGGCUGUUUGAAAUUUUUGGCCUUGUAAUACCAUUAUACAUUCCAUCAGAGCCUGGACCAAAACACCUCAGAGAGUUCAUUAAAGUUAUUAAUUGGCAGUCUUCUUCAGAGACCAAAUUUACAAGUUAA